AUGACUACAAAUUUUGAAGAUAAACUAGGGCAAGGGGGCUCCGGUUCUGUUUAUAAGGGAAAGCUUCGAAGUGGCCAUCUUGUAGCAGUCAAAUCACUUGGAAAAUCCGCAGCAAACGGGCAAGACUUCAUCAAUGAAAUAGCAACUAUUGGAAGGAUCCAUCAUGUAAAUGUUGUCCAACUUGUUGGAUAUUGCGCUGAAAGAUCAAAGUGUGCCCUCGUUUUUUAUUACAUGCCAAAUGGUUCUCUUGACAAGUACAUCUUAAACAAAGAAAAAUCAUCUUCAUUGGAUUGGGACAUGAAAUUUAAAAUUGCAGUUAAAGUGGCUCGAGGGAUUGAGUAUUUGCACCAUGGUUGUGACAUCCAGAUCUUGCAUUUUGACAUCAAACCUCACAAUAUACUUCUUGAUGAUAAGUUUGUCCCAAAAAUAUCAGAUUUCAGGCUAGCAAAAUUAUGCGCCACAAACAAGGAGGCAGUUACUUUGACGACUGCUAGAGGAACUAUAGGGUAUGUUGCUCCUGAACUUAUCAAUAGAAGUAUUGGCCGAGUGUCUUACAAGGCCGAUGUGUAUAGUUUAGGGAUGUUGUUGAUGGAAAUGGUAAACUUAAACAAAGAUUUGACACGAAACAAUGAUGAAUCUAGUAAGUAUUUCCCAAACUGGAUAUACGACCACUUGAACAAAGGUGAGGACAUUGACAUUGGAAAUGAUAAUGAAAAUGAUGAUAGAAACAUUGGUCGGAAGAUGACUAUAGUUGCGUUAUGGUGCAUACAAAUGAAUCCAGACAAUCGUCCAUCAAUGAAUAAGGUGCUAGAGAUGUUAGAAGGUGAUGUCGAACAACUGCAUAUCCCUAACUAUCCAGCGUAUAUGGCAGGAAAUGAGGAUGAAAACUGGGCUACAAAUUCAAAUGGUUCCAUGUCAUUGUUGCAUGAUAUCAAUGAUAGCAGCAUUAUUGAGAUUGUUAGUAUUGCUUGA
Molecule: messenger RNA, 972 nt
Organism: Salvia hispanica
Lineage: Eukaryota; Viridiplantae; Streptophyta; Magnoliopsida; Lamiales; Lamiaceae
Source: RefSeq, a predicted model, not a curated record